Molecule: messenger RNA, 2224 nt
Organism: Marmota monax (woodchuck)
Lineage: Eukaryota; Metazoa; Chordata; Mammalia; Rodentia; Sciuridae
Product: protein ALEX
Exons: 1
Coding region: 116-2224 (702 amino acids)
Source: RefSeq, a predicted model, not a curated record
AUCCCCCCUGAAAACGGGGAACAGCCCGAGCAACCACCCUUGGAGGCCCCAGGGGCAGCUGCCCCCGGUGCUGGGCCUAGCCCAGCCGAAGAGAUGGAGACCCAAUCGCCUCACAAUGAGCCCAUCCCCACCGAGAGUGACGAGGCCUGUGGACCCCCAGAAGUCUCCAGGCCUAACUUCCAGGGCCUCAACCAGACCUUCGAGGAAGCCAGAGCAAGCGGAGGCUACAGCCCACCUCCUGAGGAAGCCAUGCCCUUCGAGGUCGAGCAGCCCAGCUUGGGAGGUUUCUGGCCUACCCAGGAGCAGCCUGGGUUCCCCAUUGGGCCCCCUGCAGGCCUCGAGGCCUUCAGCCCAGCACUCAUGGAGCCCGGAACCUUCAGGGGUGAAAGACCAGGCCUGGGAGGAUACAGUCCUCCACCAGAAGAAGCUAUGCCCUUUGAGUUUGACCAGCCUACCCAGGGAGUCUGCAGCCAACCUCUCUUGCAGGUCCCAGACCUUGCUCCGGGAGGCCCAGGUGCAAGGGUCCCUGGAGCUCCUCCAGAGGAGCCCAGAGUCCUCCAGCCUGCAAAUGCUGGCUUCAGAGGAGGAUAUAGCCCUCCCCCUGAGGAGACUAUGCCAUUUGAGCUUGAUAGAGAAGCAUUUGGGGAUGACAGCCCACCUCCCGGGCUCCCCCGAGUUAUCCCACAAGUCGUCGGUGGCAGCCAGUUCACGGCAAUCGCGGUCCCGAGUGCGGUCAGCCUCGCUCCCUCCGCAAACGCGCCACCCCUCUGGGUCCCAGGCGCCAUCGGCAGCCCAGCCGGAGAAGCUAUCAGACCUGCUUCUAACUUCGCAGUCGAUAGCCCCCCGAUGGAGAUCUCCGGACCCCCGCUCGAGAUUGGCAGCGCCCCCAUUGGGGUCGACGACGCUCCCGUCAACAUGGACAGCCCCCCAAUCGCGAAUGACGGCCCGCCCAUCGAGGUCUCCGGAGCCCCAGAUAAGAGAGAGCGAGCAGAGAGACCCCCAGUUGAGGGAGAAGCAGCCGAGAUGGAAGGAGGCUCGGCUACCGCUGCUGCGGAGGAAGGAAAAGUCCCCUCUCCAGGGGACGGAUCCCCUACCGCCUCAGCCGAUCCCGAUCCCGACAUCCGGGCAGACCCUGCCGACCCAGCGGAUCCUGACACCGGAGCAGCCCCUGCAGCCUCAGCAGAUGCAGACGCCGGGGCAGACCCUGACGCCGGGGCAGACCCUGACGCCCCAGUCGAUCCGGACGCUGGGGCAGACCCUGCCACGCCAGCAGAUCCUGAUGCCGGGGCAGACCCUGCCGUUCCAGCCGCUUCCGACACCGCCCAGGGAGCCCCAGUUGAUCCAGAUGCCGGGGGAGCCCCGGUCGCCCCAGCCGAUCAAGACGCCGGGACAGCUCCCGCCAUCCCAGCUGAAAAAGAUGCCGCCGAGGGAGCCCCAGCUGAAAAAGAUGCCGCCGAGGGAGCCCCAGCUGAAAAAGAUGCCGCCCAGGGAGCCCCAACUGAUCCAGAUGUCCAGGGAGCCCCUGUCACCCCAGCAGAUCCGGGCACCGGGGCAGCUUCUGUCGCCCCAAAAGAUCCUGGUGCCAGGAGAGUCCCUGCUGCCCCAGCAAAACCAAUCCCCAGGGCAGUCACUGCAGCCCGUAUCCCUCCUGCCGCCAGAGCAGCCGCUGCCGCCCGGGCAGCCGCUGCAGCCCGGGCAGCCACUGCCGGCUAUGUCUCAGGGGCCAGACGCAAUCUCCAUCACCUUAGACCCCCCAGCCCCGAGAUCCAGGCUGCUGACCCGCCUACUCCGCGGCCUACUCGGGCGUCUGCCUGGCAGGUUAGGGCUGAGCGUGGCCGAGGCUGCAGCAGGUACGAGGAGGAGGCAAUCGGCGACGACGAUUCCUCCAGCGAUGAGUCCGAAGAUGGGACCUCCGGCUGCUUCCAGUGGUUGCAGCGCCGAAAUCGCCGUCGCCGAAAGCCCCGGCGCAACUUACUCCGCAACUUCCUCGUGCAAGCCUUCGGAGGCUGCUUCGGUCUUUCUGAGAGUCCCCAGCCCAAAGCUGCCACGAGCCCCACCAAGGUCAAGAAGGUAUCUCUGGCAGAGAAGCGCAGACAGAUACGCAAAGAAGCCAUUGAGAUGCGCGCCCAGAAGCGCGCAGCGAAGAAACGCAGCAAGCUCAUCGACAAGCAACUUCAGGGCGAGAAGAUGGGUUACAUGUGUACACACCGCCUGCUGCUUCUAG